UAUAAAUAUCGAAUAUAUCCCUUUCAUCUCAUUCUCUGAACCAGAGGAUCACCAGUAUAGAGAGAGAAGAGAUACCAAAAUUCUUAAGAAACCUUAACCCUAAACCUGGAUUCAUGGCCAUGGUUUCUACUAUCUAUUGUCAGUGCCUUGUCUUUGCCCUAGCUGUGGAGAUUCUAUUUCUAAGUGUUGGCCAUUCUUUUCAGUUGUCUUCAAGGCUGAUCCAUCGGUUCUCUGAGGAAGCUAGGGCUCUUAGGGUUUCUAAAUAUGGGAGGGUUCCUGGUUCUCCAUGGCCGAGCUCGAGGAGCAUGGGGUACUAUGAGCUUUUGGCGAGGAAUGAUUUUCGGAGGCAAAGGAUGAAGCUUGGGGCGAAAUAUGACUCGCUGUAUUUCUCAGAGGGUAGUGAGACCUAUGGUUUUGGGAACAACUUUGGAUGGUUGCACUACGCAUGGGUUGAUAUAGGGACACCGAAUGUUUCUUUUCUUGUCGCGCUGGAUACUGGGAGUGAUCAAUUUUGGGUUCCGUGUGAUUGCAUACAAUGUGCACAGUUAUCAGCCCGUGACUAUGGGCUGGAUAGAGAUCUUGGCAUGUAUAGCCCAGCUGAAUCAUCCACCAGCAAGCAUCUUUUAUGCGGUAACCAGUUAUGUGAGAAGGGACCAAAGUGCAAAAGUCAGCAGCAGCCUUGCCCCUAUGUUGUUCAGUACCUCUCAAAUGAUGCUUCAUCUGGUUUGUUGGUAGAAGAUACUCUGUCUUUGGUCACCGGCAAUAAACAUACGCCCUCUAGCUUAGUAAAGGCUCCUGUCAUAAUAGGAUGCGGGCGGAUGCAAAGUGGCAGCAUAUUAAAUGGUACAGCCCCUGAUGGUAUCUUAGGCUUGGGGUUUGGGGACAUUUCAGUCCCAAGCUGCCUUUCGAGAUCAGGGUUGGUGCGGAAUUCUUUCUCGUUGUGUUUUGAGGAAGAUGACUCUGGAAGGAUAUUUUUUGGGGAUCAAGGAAUUCCAAAUCAGCAGACAACACCUUUUCUGCCCUUGGAAGGGAAAUACGAAACCUAUAUUGUUGGAGUGGGUGGUAUCUGUAUUGGGACUGUGUGCCUCGAACAAACGGGUUUCACUUCCUUGGUGGAUACUGGGUUCUCAUUUACAUUCUUUCCGGAUGAUGUGUAUAAAACGGUUACGACAGAGUUUGACAGGCAGAUAAACGCUUCGAGGCAUCUGUAUAAAGAAUCUAUCUUCGAGUACUGUUACAAAGUGAGGGGAUCACAACAUCCAGAGAUUCCUACUUUCACUUUGACAUUUUCUUCAAACAGCAGCUUUGUGGUCUCCAGCCCCAUUUUUGAGUUUCGAGGGGAGGAUGGUGAACUGGAAGGGAUCUGUUUGGCCCUGCAAUCUGAAGAAGAGAAUUCCGCCAAUGUUCUAGGCACCAUUGGACAUAAUUUCAUGAUGGGUUAUAGAUUGGUGUUCGAUAGGGGAAAUCUGAGGUUGGGUUGGUCGCCUUCGACUUGUGAUAAAAUGAGCAAAGAGAAUGGAGGCGUACCUGAAAACCCAUUGCCUACUAAUCAGCAGCAAAGCUCGAACCAUUCAGGUGGGACCCACUCUGCGACUCCUGCCAUAGCAGUGCGGACCCCACCAUCCAGUGAUCAGUCCUUUGCUGCUUCUAUCACUUUUCUAAAGGGCGAAUUAUUUGCCGCUUUGGUGGUGGUGAUUUUGUUUGGCUAUUGCUGAGGCACAUGGGCUCGCUUUUCUUGAGUAUGUGAAUGUAAAUUUAGUUUCUUUUAAUCUCCUUUCUUUUUGUAGUUUUGUAUUUCAAUUUUCUCUUGAGGUCGGGGUGCGUGUUUUGUCGCCCCAUUGAGGCCAGGGUGCGUGUUUUGUCGCCCCAUUGAGGCCGGGGUGCAUGUUUUGUCGCCCCAAUGUUGCGUUUUUGUUUAUAGAUAUGAUUUGAGUUGAUGUACGCUUUCUUUAAUAUUUCCUAUUGUGUCUAUUUCUUUGGUAAUGCUCUUUUGUGUA
Messenger RNA from Amborella trichopoda, 1997 nucleotides. RefSeq names its product Eukaryotic aspartyl protease family protein. Lineage: Eukaryota; Viridiplantae; Streptophyta; Magnoliopsida; Amborellales; Amborellaceae. Gene Ontology annotation, molecular function: aspartic-type endopeptidase activity. Gene Ontology annotation, biological process: proteolysis. The record is from RefSeq and is a predicted model, not a curated record.